AUGGGCGAGCUCGUUGCUGUGAGAAGCCAGUGCGACCAAGCACCGCCGUUGGCCUUGCAGAAGAGCGGUAGUCGAUGUCGCUGCGGCAUCUGUUCUGCAAACUUGGGCCGCCGCCUGGACCUACUUGAAGCUCGUGUCCUCUCACACUGGCACGAGUUUCUUGUGCACAAAUCUGAAGUGCAGCGCAAGUUUGAGGAUGUCUUUGCGGCCUGCAAAGGGCACCGACCCAAAGGAGCUGUAGCGGCCCACAACGCAGAGCUCGAACGCCGCCUCAGCUUCUGUGAGGGAGUUGUUAGAGAUUCUGAAGAUGAAAAGGCGAGGCAGCUUGAGAUGAAGUCGCUCUCUGAAGAUACCUGGCGGGGCUUAGAGCGGCUGCAGAAGCGAGUGGCGCAGGAGUCUGACAGCCUGGGCAAGGUAAGCGCAGACAUUCAGCGAAAACUCGCAAUCCUGGACAAGAAGGGUGACGAGCUUCAGCUAGGGCUGCAGAGCCAAGUAGCAGAUCUGCGAAAGGAGAUGCAAGAAGUCAUGGUCAGAGCCUCCCAAGAGCUGGGCAUGGAGCUGCGCUCCUCCUUCGAGCGCCGCAUUCGGCAAGGUCAUGAAGAGGCCUUGGAAUCUGCGGAAGUUUUCUCGCAACGCUGCGUGAAAUCUGCGAUGUCUGAGAUGACUUCAUCCGUAGCGGCUGCAGAGGCCAAAGCGCAGCAACAGUGCUCAAGGCUUCGAGGUGAGCUGGAGGUUGCCGAGGCCUCGGCGCAGGACAUCUGGCGCCGAAGCUGCAAUGAAAUUGCGCGUGCUGUUGCUGCUUCCGAGACCAGCCUCAAGCCACGCCUGCAACAGAUUGACGAUGAGGCUCGGGCAACGAUGACUUCGUUGGAGCUGUCCUUGGAAAGGCGCCUGCUGCAGCAUUCCUCGGAAGCUGCUGAAAGCUUGCGGUCGCUGGAUGCAAGGGCCCAGCAAAACAUUGCUGAAGUUGCUGACUCGAUCGCAAAUGUGGAACAUGUACUGCGAAGUCAACGCUCCGAGGCCUCGGCAUCGUUGGAGGCCUUGGACUCGCGCCUAGCUGCACAGAGCCGGCGCUGUGCCAGCAGCGAGGCACGCGAAGCUUCUUUGGAACGUCGACUGCAAAAGGAACGUGCUCAGUUCGCAGACGACAUGCACACGAACGUGUCGCAGUUUCGGCGUGAACUGGCAGAGCGAGCUGGAACGUUGGAAAGCAUCCUAGUGAAGGUUCAGUGGGCUUGUCGGGAGUCCGCUUCACGAUAA
This is a messenger RNA of Symbiodinium natans, 1260 nucleotides long. The record is from the annotation of a GenBank genome assembly. Lineage: Eukaryota; Dinophyceae; Suessiales; Symbiodiniaceae.